This is a messenger RNA of Penicillium cataractarum, 951 nucleotides long. RefSeq names its product putative alpha-1,6-mannosyltransferase subunit. NCBI's taxonomy places the organism in Eukaryota, Fungi, Ascomycota, Eurotiomycetes, Eurotiales, Aspergillaceae. Gene Ontology annotation, molecular function: alpha-1,6-mannosyltransferase activity. Gene Ontology annotation, cellular component: Golgi membrane; mannan polymerase complex. The transcript has 3 exons. The coding region runs from base 1 to 951 and encodes 316 amino acids. The record is from RefSeq and is a predicted model, not a curated record. Gene Ontology annotation, biological process: protein N-linked glycosylation.
AUGCAGUUCGCAUUGCCUCCGCGGAGGAGCCCUCAUCCUCUUCCCGGGGCCCAUUCCACACGACUACCGCUGUACCGAAGAAAACAGCUCAAGACGAUUGCUGUUUUUGCGGUUGCUAUCCUUACACUACUCUACAUCCUCUCCCACUUCUUCUCCUCAAGCUCGACUUCUAUUACCGCGCCGGCUGGUACGGCGGGUGUGGUGAUCGUGACGUUGCUGGAUCGUCAAAGUCUCAGCGAGAGCUAUAUCAAUAAGAUCGUCGCCAACAGAGAAGACUACGCCAAGCGCCAUGGGUACACGAACUUCUUCGCAAGCGCCUCCGACUACGAAGAAGCUGUAGGCGAUGCCCCCCAAAGCUGGGCCCUCAUCCCGGCGGUACGCCAUGCAAUGGCAACACACCCAAAAUCCAAAUACUUCUUUCAUCUGAGCCCUCACGCGCUCAUCAUGAACCCCUCCAUAUCCCUCAAAUCCCACCUCCUCGAUCGUAGCCGCCUCGAAUCGCUCAUGUUGAAGGACUACCCGAUCGUGCCGCCCGACAGCAUUAUCAAGACAUUUGCGCUUAAAGAGAAGGAUAUCGAUCUCAUUAUUACGCAGGAUAGUGAUGAUUUGAAUCCUUCGAGCUUUGUUUUGAAGAAUGGUGACUUUGCCCGCUUCUUCUUGGAUCUUUGGUUUGAUCCGUUAUAUCGGAGUUAUAAAUUUGCCAAGGCGGAGACACAUGGAUUGGAUCAUAUUAUGCAGUGGCAUCCAACGGUGCUGGCUCGAACGGCUUUGGUGCCUCAGCGGGUUCUGAAUGCGUAUAGCAAGGACUCGUCCGGCGCCUCGCCGGAUGGUUCGUACAAGGAUGGUGACCUUGUCAUUCGGUUCCCUGCGUGUGAUGAGGGGAAGAGUGGUGACUGCGAUGAAUUGGACCCAUACUACGCGAUGUGGUGGAAGAAGGUCAAGGGUACUUGA